This is a messenger RNA of Arabis nemorensis, 1167 nucleotides long. The record is from the annotation of a GenBank genome assembly. NCBI's taxonomy places the organism in Eukaryota, Viridiplantae, Streptophyta, Magnoliopsida, Brassicales, Brassicaceae.
AUGGAAAGUCGAUGGUGGGAGAAAGAAAUUAAGGUCGAGGAUAAUCGUGCAGAAUUUACCCAAAUACGUGAAAGAGGAUCGACUUGGAGAUGUGUUUUCACAGAAGGGAGAAAUCACAGACGUUCAAUUGAUGCGUUCCAAAUUGCUGGUAGAAUUGGUGAUGAUAAUACUCCUCGUCCUUGGAGCCGUCGUCAAGAGAAAGAUAACAAAAUUGGUGUUAAAUCUUCUAGUAAAAUCUCAAAACAUGAUUAUGCUAAAGGAGCCAAAAGGAUUCAGAAGAAACCAGAGGUUGUUGAUCCUGUUGCGUUUCAAGCAUUUCUUGAUGUUAGGGUGAGGGGUAAGUCGAAAAUCUGGUCGAAUGACAUGUCGAUUCCUCCUAUCGCGGAAGUAAUCAGCAAAGAGAAGGUUACUGAAAAGACAAGAAAGAAGAAAGUUGUUGCUCCAAGUGAUGAUGUUUCUGAUACGGAAUACUUUAAGAGUAGGGUAAAGAAAAACCUGUCCGAUUCAGACAGUGAUAGUGAUGAACAUGAUGAUGCUGAUAUUUCGGGGAAUGAAGAUGGAUCAAGAAUUGAAAAUCUUGUUGUACUUCUUGCUUUGGGAGAAGCAAAAGUGAUUGCAGAGACCAAAAAUGCACUUGCUAAAGCUGGAGUAAGUGUCACUUCUUUGGAAAAUUUUGCUACAGGGAAAGACAAAGAAGAGAAGAUCCGAAGCAAACAUAUUCUCUUAGUGAAGAAUUUGUCAUUUGCUACUUCUGAAAAGGAACUGGCUCAAAUGUUUGGAAAAUUUGGAAACCUAGACAAAAUUAUUCUCCCUCUGGCAAAGGCGAUGGCCUUGGUUGUUUUCCUUGAACCGACCGAGGCACGUGCCAGCUAUGACGAGAAUGGCAUACAAGCGUUACUUUGGGCUCCUGAAGAUAUUCUUGUGCCUAAAACACUUUCCGAUAACAAGGAAAAGAAGAGUGAUGUUGGAGAAAAUGUUGUGAGAAGAGCCAACCUUGAGCAGCAGUUUGAAAUGGAUCUUGAUAUAACUGAGUCAAAUGUUCUUCAUAUUAAGAAUCUGAGCAUCAAGACAGGUGAUGAGAGUUUGAAGAAGCAUUUGACAGAACCGAUGAAGCACGGAAAGAUUCUGAGUGUCAAGGUAAGUUCUUGUUCAUUGCUAACCACAUAA